Necator americanus (New World hookworm) is the source of this 2910-nucleotide messenger RNA. RefSeq lists its product as uncharacterized. NCBI's taxonomy places the organism in Eukaryota, Metazoa, Nematoda, Chromadorea, Rhabditida, Ancylostomatidae. The coding region runs from base 1 to 2910 and encodes 969 amino acids. The transcript is spliced from 29 exons. Gene Ontology annotation, cellular component: membrane. The record is from RefSeq and is a predicted model, not a curated record.
AUGCUGCCGCUAGUUGUGACGCUGUUGAUCUUCGCCUGUUCCCAAAGGUCUCAUGCCACCGGCUUUGACACCGGCGAAUGUGGGCGAACGAAAGGCUGCUUUCUGCCUGAAGAUCUCGAAUGCUACAAUGGAUGUAGUGGAAUGCGAUUUUCAUGGAUACUAAUCGAUGAAGGACUUAUGAAAUUCGAAAUUACCGUGGAUGCGAAUUCUUCGAAUGGAAUCUACGUUGCGGUGGGAUUCUCCCAUGAUGACAUGAUGGGAGAUGAUAGCGUGAUCGAAUGCUCGUCAAUUCAAGGUGAAGCACUUUCAUUGAAAUUAUCCUACAACAUUAACGGAACCACCGAUAACUCUACGGAUGGAGAACCGACAAAUCGACGAUUAUCGAAUAAUGGUUCCGAGUACUUUUCCCAGUCAUUGACAUCAUUCACUAACGGAACCGUCUACUGUGCUGGAGUUUUAAACAUCACAGGAGCUGUGGAAGCGGGUCUUCUGGAUUUUGAUCCUACCAACUAUUAUUAUUUGCUGAUGGCAAGUGGACCAACGGAUAAGAAAGGUCUCCUCCGUCACAUUCACAGUGUCGCAACACCAACGGCAUUGCAGCUAAUAAAUAUUGUUCCUGACUUUGAUACUGAUCCAUGCGGGAUAUCGAAAGGAUGUUAUUUGGCUACAAAUGAAGACGGUACACUCAAUGGAGUUGCAGUUUCUUAUAGGAUGCUCAACAGCUCUUUCGUUGCCUUCGAACUGACCGCUCCAGCUGAUAGCAAAAAUGACGUCUUCGUAGCGGUUUCGUUUUCAACUUCUAGGCAACUGGCGAACACCUCGUCGAUAGAGUGCUCUUCAUUGGGUAACGAGUCCAUGUCGAUGAAAUUUUCAUACAACAAUGAGUAUGAGAACAAUGUUCGCAUUGCUGGGGAGAAGGCCGUACGAGCUACUUACUUCACGCAAGAAAUUGCUGUUUUCCAAAGUGGUAAAAUUCAUUGCUCAGCUAUUGUGAACGUACAGGGAUCAUUAGUUAGUGACGAGAUUUUCACAUACACGCCACGACCAUAUUAUCUGAUCCUUACCACGGGUAAUGCUGUUGCGAAUGGAUUACUCCCGCCAAAUUCGACUUCAACAUCUUUACUUCCCAAGGAUUUAUCACAAAAUGAGAUCGACUUCUCAGCUUCCACAUGUGGAGUCAUGAAGAGUUGUGUGCUACCCGACCAGUGCUAUGGAGGAUGUAAUGGAAUGGGAUUCUCAUACAAGCUUCUUUCAAAUUCUUUGAUGAAAAUCGAGCUAUUCUCAGUGCUGGCCGGCAAGAACCAGUAUGUAGCGGUGGGAUUCUCAAAUGAUGACAAAAUGGGAAAUGAGUCCGUAAUCGAAUGUUCAGCUAUGGGAAAUGAACGGUAUAGCUUAAAAUUUUCCUACAAUAACGCCACACCCAGCAAUGUUCGUAUUUCAGGAGAAGAGAACAUCCGUGCUUCUUAUUUCACGCAAACUAAUACGAUAUCAGCUGAUGGAGAGCUGUACUGUACGGCUAUUGUUAAUAUUUCAGGAUGGAGCCAGAAUAAAGAGGUGUUCACCUAUGAUUCCUCUCAACCGUAUUAUAUUCUAUUAGCGAGCGGUUCCACUAAUGACCAAGGACUCAACGUGCACAGUCAUGCAGUCGUAUCAUCAUCACGUUUCUUGGGUGCGGACGACACUCCGGGUUCCUUCAAUAAUUCUUCGUGCGGAUCAACUAAAGGCUGCUUCACCGCCAAUACCGGAAACGGUAUGACGGUCUCUUAUCAGGUCAUCUCACCAGAAUCGAUUCGAUUUGAACUCACAAUGAAAACCAUCGCCACUGCUUCUGUGUAUUUAGCCGUGGGAUUCUCUUCAGAUAACAAAAUGGGUCAGGAAAGCGUUAUUGAAUGCUCAGCACUCACUGGUCAAUCACUCUCGAUGAAGUUCUCCUAUAAUCCCACGACAAAAAAUGUUCGAAUCCCAGGAGAGGAGAAUAUUCGUGGACAAUAUUUUACUAACGCGAAAGCCGCAAUUAGCGAUGGUGUGAUGUACUGCUCGGCGUUGGUUAAUGUUUCUGGUUGGCCUUCUUCGAUCGGUCAGGUGUUCAAAUACGAUCCGGAAGAGAAAUAUUUUCUACUUCUAGCCGCUGGUUCCGCUAUUAGCUCAGGUCUCACCCAACAUUCCAUCACUGCUGUGUCGAGUCCUCGUCUCUUGUCCGAUUACCAAGCAAACGGUUCCGAUGGCAUGAGUGCAACGACUAAGAUGCGAUUGAUACGAGCACACGCGAUUCUGAUGCUUCUUUCUUGGUUCUUCUGCGUUCCGACUGCGGCAAUGUUCGCUCGGUUUCUCCGGACAAGUUGGCCAACAUUAAAACCUGGAGGUCUACUAAUUUGGUUCCAUGUUCAUCGUUCCGCCAACACACUUGCCAUUGCCCUAUCUAUAUCGUCUUUCAUCUGUAUUUUAGCGGCCAAUAACUGGGAUUGGACUGGUCCAGGCUCUCAAUCCAGUAAAUGGGGUAAAACACAUUCGAUGGUCGGAAUAUUCGCACUGGGUCUCUGCUGGAUUCAGCCAUUUGUAAGCGCAAUAAGGUGUAAUCCUGGACAUCCUCGUCGACCAUUCUUCAAUUGGGUUCAUCGUUGUAUUGGAGUUAUUGCGAUGAUAUUGGCUACGACAACUGUUUGUAUCGCAGCAGAUCAUUUCGUGGGAAUUUGGCCUCAUCGAGUUGCUCAGAUUAUUUUGUCAUUAAUGCCAAUAACGUUGCUCAUAAUAUUGAGUGUAUUAUUUUUAUUCUUGGACAAAUUCAUCGAUGUUAAUGAGUUAAAUUUCCAGAAAAUCCACCGAAUUCGACAACUAAUUGUUUAUGUGGGCGUCACUGCGAUGGCUGGAAUCACCAUCACGUUGUCCGUAUUUGUUGGGAUUGGAGCAUAA